AUGCGCGUGCCGCUACCUUCGCUGGAGCGUCGCAGGUCAUAUAGCACUUUAACUAAAGUGAGAUCAUGGAUUAAUCAAGUGCUUGGAGAACGGUCAACCUUAUCAUCACCAUCAUCAAGAUGGAAAGGUGGACGUGGUUCUGCAGCAUUUAUCGGAGGUGUGUCACGAAGUCCUUUGACACUGGAUUCCGGGUCGAAAAGCACUAUAACUCAACCACAUGACAUCAAGCGUGUUGGUUAUUUUUCUGGUGUUGAACCAGUGGAUUCUGGAGAUGCUGAGAGCCUUAGUGGUCUGUUUGCAUAUGGUGAUGAUUACAGGAGUUCACGCAGUUAUUACGAAUCUGGCCCGUACAACACACCUGGAGUGCAGGUGAUGCCUGGUACGAAUGACUACACUACAUUCGUGUCACAUCACUAUCGCAUUCUAACGGGUGAUAUCGUAGAUUACUUGCGUCGAAAACGUAUCGAGUAUGUUGAGAGUCCCAUAAAGCUGACGCUGAAAUUUUGCCCCUUUUGUCCACCACACAAAUACAAAAGCGACAAUUUAUACAAGCACGAGAUUUUCAAGAACUCUGGUAACUCCUAUUGUCAUCGAUGUGGUUAUAAAGGCAGCUUAUAUGACUUUAAGGCUGCCAUGGGCGACCUUCCUGGUGGUAUGAUUGAGGAGGCGAUGAACCCAUCAUUCAGUGGUAACCCUUUCAGCUUACCCAGGAGCCCGGAGCCUGCAGUUACGAUGACUAACAUUAUUCAAUAUGAGAACAACCUUUUCGAAGUAGCUAAAUACAAGCCGGUUUUGGAUUACCUUACUGAAACCAGAGGUAUCACUGUGGAGACAUUGAAACGUUACCGUGUGGGUGCCGGUGAAUUUAGCUUUAAUUACGGAGUUGGUAAGGGUGAUACGGAGUUAUGUGUUGUAUUUCCAUGGCUGAUGGGUACAUCAACUGAGGGUAGUUCUCAACUUUUUGUGAAUCGUAUCAAGGUUCGUUCUAUCCAGGAUAAAUCACGUAUGAAACUUAUCCCUCGUGGAGGAUCUUGGGGUAUGUUUGGUGAGCACUUGUUAGCGUCGGAGUUUGAGAAGCCUGCUGGGGAACCUCGGUCAGUAGUACUUACUGAGGGUGAAUUCGACGCCAUGAUUGUUAACCAGACUACAGGCCGUGUUGCGAUAUCGCUCCCCAAUGGUUCAAAUUCGCUCCCUGUAGCUUUGCUUCCAAGGUUGGAGAAGUUGGAUCACAUUUACUUAUGGAUGGACUUUGACGCUGCUGGUCAAGGUGGUGUGGACCACUUUGCUAGCAAGUUGGGUAUCCAGCGUACACGUGUCAUACGUGAUAUAUCUGAUCGACCUAAAGGUUCCGCUGGGUGUCGUAUCCCGAAGGAUGCUAAUGAGGUUUUUUUGAGUGGUUUGAAUGUAUCUAGUUAUGUGGAUUCAGCGACUCCAAUGUCGCACUCCCAGAUUUUGAACUUUAGCGAUAUCCGUCAGAAUGUAUUCGAGGAGCUUUCUAACCCCUGUGCCACCUCGGGUAUCGCUUCUAUAACUAUGCCUGGUCUGUCCCAGUUGCUUAAAGGUCACCGUCGCGGUGAGCUGAGUGUCUGGACGGGUGCUACCGGUUCAGGGAAGACGACGAUAUUAUCUCAACUUUCAUUGGAUUAUUGUAUGCAGGGUGUAAGUACUCUUUGGGGUUCUUUCGAGAUAAAUAACGUUCGUUUGGCAAAGACGAUGUUACGUCAGUUCAGUGGUCGUAACCUUGAAACUUCCUUGGAAGAUUUUAACUACUACGCGGAUAAGUUCGCUGAGCUCCCUUUAAGGUUCAUGAAGUUCCAUGGAUCUACUUCGAUCGAUCAGGUGAUUGAUGCUAUGGAUUACGCUGUAUAUGUCCACGACGUGCGUCACAUUAUCAUUGACAAUUUACAAUUUAUGUUAAGUGGUCAAAACUCUCGUGUUGGUGAGUUAUGGGAGAUCCAGAAUAAAGCUAUAGAGAAGUUCCGUCGUUUCGCUACUAACAAGAACGUUCACGUUUCUCUAGUGGUUCAUCCACGUAAAGAGGCGGAUGGUACCCCCUUGGGUAUGUCCAGCGUGUUCGGUUCCGUGAAAUCCACCCAAGAGGCUGAUAACGUGUUGAUUUUACAGAGUGUGGUUGGUGAAAAUCGCAGUAUCGAUGUUAAGAAGAACCGUUUUGCUGGUAACUUAGGUCGUGUAACAUUUCGUUUCGAUCCUUUGAGUUUGACAGCUGAGGAGUUGAAAGUUACCGAGUUCGUCUUGGAAUCUGCGCCGGCUCCUGAGCCUGAAGGUAAAGUGACUACCAAAGCAUUUGAUAAGUUGCGACCUCCGGCACCUCGCCGUGCUACUACCACUCCACCUCGAAUGUCAUUUGAUUUACCUGAGAAACCGGUUGCUUUUGUUACAACUUCAUCAGGGUUUCUCGGUGGCCAGCUAGUCGGUGCUUCUGUAUCACAACCCGUAACGCGAACCAUGUCAACCUACCGUCUCAACAGUGUGAUGGAUGACGAGCGUAACCAAACAGGUUUCGUGCAUGAUUCUGAUCUUGAGGAGAAUGUAUUACAGGAUGGUUUUGCAUUAGGUGAUGAGGUUCCAUCUACGCAGGAUACAGUGAGAAAAGCGGAACCUGUAGUAUCUCAAGUUGAACCCGUUGCAAGCGAACCGUCGAUAGGUUCUGCUAGUACAACUACCGAACCCAAGCGUGGUCGUAAGGCUAAGGUGUCGGAUCCUCCUGAGGAAUAUGCUGAACGUAUUACCAUGCGUGGCAUCACUAUAACUCCAGGUUCUUCUAUAAAAGAGUACCGUGAGUUCAUCAAGGUGAACGGAUUGGGUGGUAUGGUAAAGACGGCUGGUAAGGGUGUAGUGAAAUCUGAAAUAUACGAAAAGAUCAAGAAUCACGUCCCUCCUUCAAGUGUCUUGAAAAAUGUAGAAUGUGAAACAUCACAUGGCAAAGAUAGUUCUAGCCAGAUUACUACUCAUUUUGGCAUCUCUACCGUUGCACCUUUAUUGACAUUGAGCGAGACAGAUGUUGGUAUAUAUGACAACUUGGAAGAUUACCGUGAGCGCGUACUUCGUCGAACAGGUCAAAAUGCAUUAAUGACCAAGAGUGUCACUGGGGCUUUGGGCACUGUUAAAUUGCCGGUAUACAAUUUAUCUGAGGGUAAUGAUGAUCUGCUAUCAAAAGGUUUGAUCUAUGUGACAGACGUUGAGAUGUUGGAACGGAUAGCUCCAUUAUUUGCCAAUACUAAGCUUUGUACAUUGGAUAUCGAGACUACUGGUUUGAAUCACCGUGAAGACCGUAUCCGUUUAUUGCAGAUAUCUACACCAGAUCAACCAUCGGUGGUGCUUGAUGUAUUUAAGUUAUCGAUAUCCACACUGAAGGAAUGUAGCUGGUUACGUUCAUUUUUGACCUCUUCCGCAGUCAAGGUGUUGCACAACGGUAAAUUCGAUAUAAACUUUUUAUCUUUCAACGGCUUGCCUGUGAAGGGUCCUAUAUUCGACACUAUGAUCGCGGCUAAGUUAUUGAGUGCAACUCGUUUCAAUUGGAGUUGUAAAUUAGGUCAUGUUGCUGAGCGUUAUUUGAAUAUAGCAUUGGAUAAAUCACAGCAAUUUUCAGAUUGGACUUUGGACCCAUUGUUUGAAGAGCAGGUUAUCUAUGCUUCUCGUGAUACCGCUGUUCUUUUGCCAUUAUAUUUCAUAUUACAGGAGAAAUUGAAAAGUGAGCGUCUGGACACUAUAGCUGCAAUCGAGAACAAAUGUGUUUUGGCCGUUUGUCAGAUGGAACAGAACGGUAUAAGGGUUGACCGUGUUAAAUUGGAAUCUCUUCAGCGUUCGUUGGACGAGGAGAAUUCCAUAGCUAUGGAACGUUUAGGUGAAGCUUUGGGCGUUUCUGGCAAUCCGAAUUUCAACUAUAAUUCACAGCGUCAGCUAUUGCAGGCGCUUCAACAGCAGAAGGUGAUGGACAAAUCUCGUCGUGCGUUGAUCCAGGAUACAUCUGAGCGUACACUUGCACGUAAUACCUAUCACCCUGCGAUCCAGGCUUUACGUGAGUACCGCAAGACUAACAAGGCUGUGACCGCUUUUACGGAAAAGAUACCGAACCAUAUAGAUCAAUCUACUGGUCGUAUUUAUCCGAAUAUCAAUCAGAUUGGCGCUGAAAGUGGUCGUUUUAGUUGUGACAAUCCUAACCUUCAGCAGAUCCCUCGUGACCGUCGUUUCCGUGAAUGUUUUGUUGCGGACCCCGGUCACAAGUUGGUUAUAGCAGACUUUUCGCAAAUCGAGUUGCGUAUUGCAGCUGAUAUUGCUGAAGACCGUCGUAUGAUCGAUGCUUAUAAUAGUGGCGAUGAUCUGCAUUCAUUGACCGCGAGUUUGGUGAAGGGUAAACCUAUAGUUGAGGUUACUAAGGAAGAGCGUCAAUUGGCUAAAGCAGUGAAUUUCGGUUUGAUUUUUGGUAUGUCGUUACAAGGUUUCCGUAACUAUGCCGAGAGUUGUUAUGGAGUGCAAUUGAGUGUGAGCGGGGCUCGUGAAAUCUACGACUCGUUUUUCCGUAACUAUAGUGGUAUUACAUCAUGGCAUGAGCGUAUGAAGAAUUUCAAGCCGAUGUCAGUUAGGACAUUGAGUAACCGUUUGUCUAUCUUUGACCAAUUUUCAUUUACGCGUUCACUGAACUACCCAGUUCAAGGUACAUCUGCUGAUAUAACGAAGGAGGCGAUGGCGUUAUUGGUUGAUCGUGUUGGUGAGUUUGGAGGUCGGAUGGUGCUGUGCAUCCAUGACGAGAUCAUAUUAGAGGUUCCUACGGAGCAUUCUGAAAGGGCGUUAUCUGUGUUGAUAGAGUGUAUGGAAUCUGCUGGUAACAAGUUUUUGCGUUACGUUCCUUGUAAGGCUGUGGGUUCUAUUGGCGAUAGCUGGGCUGACAAGUGA
Molecule: messenger RNA, 4914 nt
Organism: Babesia sp. Xinjiang
Lineage: Eukaryota; Apicomplexa; Aconoidasida; Piroplasmida; Babesiidae
Product: putative twinkle protein
Exons: 1
Coding region: 1-4914 (1637 amino acids)
Biological process (GO): DNA-templated DNA replication
Molecular function (GO): single-stranded DNA binding; ATP binding; DNA-directed DNA polymerase activity
Source: RefSeq, a predicted model, not a curated record